Molecule: messenger RNA, 5482 nt
Organism: Mytilus trossulus (common blue mussel)
Lineage: Eukaryota; Metazoa; Mollusca; Bivalvia; Mytilida; Mytilidae
Product: urease subunit alpha-like
Exons: 22
Coding region: 179-2749 (856 amino acids)
Biological process (GO): urea catabolic process
Cellular component (GO): urease complex
Molecular function (GO): urease activity; nickel cation binding
Source: RefSeq, a predicted model, not a curated record
CUCAAACUAACCACACCGCAAGUAAGUGAUUAUAUACUGUGGAAAUAUCGUAAACGAAAAAAAUUAUAUGAACAAAAUAUAUUAAUCGAUUGUAUCGUACAUUGUAUAUUGCCGAGGUGAUAUUUAUUUCUCCUGAAGGACGGACGGACCGAAGAAGAUUCAGCGGUAAUAAAGAAAUAUGAAGUUAGCACCGCGAGAGUUGGAGAGUUUAUUGGUCCACCAAGCAGGAUGUGUAGCACAGAGACGACUUGCACGUGGUCUUCGCCUGAAUCACCCAGAAACAAUAGCUAUAAUUGCAUCGCAGAUACAAGAGCUGAUCAGGGACGGUUAUACAGUCUCAGACCUAAUGUCAAAAGGAAGAGAGAUGAUAGGAUUCAACCAGGUGAUGCCCGGUGUUGCUGACAUGAUCCAUGAAGUACAAGUCGAAGGAACAUUUCCAGAUGGAACUAAACUUGUGACAGUUCACAAACCAAUAUGUAGAAAAGAUGGCGAUCUUGAACUUGCUCUUUAUGGGAGCUUUCUACCUGUUCCCGCACUAGAAAAAUUCAAUGAGGCCAAAGGACAUAAAAUAGAGGAGGGAGUUUGCGAUGCUAAACUAGAUGUCAAGCCAGGGGAGUUAAUGCCUAUCAGCGGUGAUAUAGAACUUAACAAAGGACGUAAAACUAUAUCUUUAAGUGUGACCAGCCUUUGUGACAGACCCAUUCAGGUUGGGAGCCAUUAUCACUUUAUCGAGACAAACAAAUAUCUACAGUUUGACAGAAAAGCAUCAUAUGGUAUGAGACUGAAUAUUCCUGCAGGAACAGCCAUUAGAUUUGAGCCAGGAGAAACAAAAACAGUAGACCUUGUUGCAAUAAGCGGGAAUAAAAUAAUAAGGGGAGGUAACUUCUUAUGUGAUGGUCCAGUGGAUGAUAGAGCUAUAAUUAAGGUGAUGGAAACGAUUGAAGAUAGAAAAUUUGGAAACAAAAAACAAGAGGAAAUAAAAUCAGCAUUAAAGAAAUGUAUAAUGCCAAGACCACAAUAUGCUUUGAUGUUUGGGCCAACCGUAGGAGAUAAGCUGCGAUUAGGAGACACUAGCCUUGUCAUAGAAGUGGAAAAAGAUUUUACUGUGUAUGGAGAUGAGAUCAAAUUUGGUGGUGGAAAGGUAAUACGUGAAGGUAUGGGACAAGCUUCGAACAGAAUGAAUGUGAAUUGGGAUAUACUUGAUACAGUUAUCACAAAUGCCUUGUUGGUAGAUGCUGUUUCUGGUAUUGUCAAAGCAGAUAUUGGUAUAAAAGAUGGUAAAAUUGCAGGAAUAGGAAAAGCUGGAAAUCCAGAUUGCAUGGCAGGUGUAACACCUGGAAUGGUUGUUGCAGCUGGAACUGAGGCAAUUGCAGGAGAAGGUCUUAUCAUUACAGCUGGUGCUUUAGAUGGCCACGUUCAUUUUAUUUGUCCACAACUAGCGCGAGAAGCUAUUGCAUCAGGCAUUACAACUAUGUUUGGUGGCGGGACAGGUCCUGCUACAGGUACCAAUGCCACUACGUGUUCACCAGGUCCAAACCAUAUAAGGGAUAUGUUGCAAAGUACUGAUGCAUUUCCUCUGAACUUUGGAUUUACAGGAAAAGGGAAUUCAUCAAGGUCGUUUGAGCUCGCUGCUGAUUUGAGUGAACAGAUUUUAGCUGGAGCAAUAGGAUUGAAGUUACAUGAAGAUUGGGGGACUACUCCAGCCGCCAUUGACACAUGUUUAAAUGUUGCAGAAAAAUAUGAUGUGCAGGUUACAAUUCACACAGACACAUUGAAUGAAUCGGCCUGUGUCGAACAGACUAUAGAGGCAUUUAAAGGAAGAUGUAUUCACACGUACCAUUCAGAAGGUGCAGGUGGAGGACAUGCUCCAGAUAUUAUCAAAGUCGUUGGGGAGAAAUCAGUGCUUCCAUCAUCAACCAAUCCUACCAGACCAUACACUGCUAAUACAAUUGAUGAACACCUAGAUAUGUUGAUGGUGUGUCACCAUUUAGACAAGAAUCUGAAAGAAGAUGUUGCUUUUGCCGAGUCAAGAAUUAGAGCAGAGACAAUUGCUGCAGAAGAUAUUUUACACGAUGUUGGUGCUAUCAGCAUCAUGGCAUCAGAUUCACAGGCUAUGGGAAGAAUAGGAGAAGUAAUAUGUAGAACUUGGCAAACAGCUGACAAGAUGAAACUCUUUAGAGGUCGGCUAGGAGAUGAAAAGGGUGAAAAUGACAAUUUGAGAGUGAAAAGAUUUGUAGCUAAAUACACAAUCAACCCUGCAAUCGCUCAUGGAAUGAGUCAUUUGAUUGGCUCAGUAGAAGUCGGGAAAAUGGCAGACCUUGUUUUAUGGAAUCCAGCAUUUUUCGGUGCAAAGCCUGAAAUAAUUAUCAAAGGAGGACAAAUAGCGUGGGCUCAAAUGGGAAUGCCAAAUGCAUCAAUUCCGACUCCUGAACCAGUUAAACAGAGAAAAAUGUUUGGUGCUUAUGGAAGAUCUGUUGGAACACAUUCGGUGGCCUUUGUAUCUGGGGCAUCAAUUCAAAAAGGAGUGGUGCAAGGUUAUGAUUUAAAAAAGAGAUGUGAGGCUGUCAAGAAUAUAAGAAAUAUUACAAAGGAGGAUAUGGUUUUAAAUAAUUACUUGCCUAACAUUUCAGUGGAUCCAUACUCCUACAAGGUUCACAUAACAGACGAGAAGGAUAAGAAGAAUCAAAUCCACCUUACCUGUCCACCAGCACAAAGACUUGCUCUAGCUCAAAGAUAUUUCAUGUUCUGAGUUCUAUCAAUAUCACCUACUAUAAGAUAUACUUGCUCGAAGAACUUAUAGUUGUCCAGAGAUAAUAUAUAAAAUUGUAGAUAGUUGUCUUUGUAUUUGCCAAAACGAAUGAAAUGUAGGUUGAAGAACGUUUUACAUAGAUAUAUAACUAUAACAGUUUAGUUUGGUUGACGAAAUUGAACGCAUUUAGCCAUUUUCAUGUCUUACAAACGUUUUUGUAAUAACACACAUAUCGCAUUUAUAUCAAGAAUAUAACUUAUGUAAAGGGAACAAAAUGCUAACACCAUGAUUAUGUUAUGUGAUGUACAUUGUACAUCUUCGUUUUUUUUCAUAUAACAAGGAUCAUAGAAACUAACGUUUGAUUCGGGGCCUUUCAGUAUACGCCAUCAGGAGCAAACUGCUAUCAAUAAGGAUUUCCUGGCUGGGCCUUUUAUAGCUGACUAUGCGGUAUGGGCUUUGCUCAUUGUUGAAGGCCAUACGAUGACCUAUAGUUGUUAAUGUCUCUGUCAUUUUGGUCUUUUGUGGAUAGUUGUCUCAUUGGCAAUCAUACCACAUCUUCUUUUUUUUUAUAUAUUAAACACUAUUUUAUUACAUAUAUAGAAUGUGUGCUUAGAUACAUUUUCUACAUCAUCCACCAACUGAUAAUACUGAUAUGAUUAUAUUGCAAUGUCCAGUGGUUAGUGUCAGUCCUUAGUUUUACCAUGUGUCGCAUCAUUUCUAGUUUUUUUGUUCAGUAUGAUUUGAUCCCGGUGAUAAUAAAAACCUCUUUACUUAAUUAACAUUUUCUAGUGAUACAAAACUCUUUUCAUUUAAUUAUAUUUCAUAUUUAUUUUCAUAUUGGAAAACACACUGGUUUGGUGAUGUUACCUCUCCAACUUCUCAUGAGUUUAUGAAUAUAGUUCAUGAAAAAUUGCACUGUAUGUAAACAGUGUUGCGAAAUAUGAGUAAAAUGUAUUUUACGUUAUUAUUCCUAAGAUUAUUGUUGUUGAAAGUAAAAUGCACCAUUGGAUUGAACUUUGUUGUAGAAUCAAAAUAAAAUUGUGAAUGGAAAUGGGGAAUAUGUCAAAGAGAAAACAACCCGACCAAAGAGCGAACAACAGCCGAAGACCACCAAUGAGUCGAUACAGCGAGAAUAACGUCGGAGGCUACAGCUGACCCCUAAACAAAAAUAUGUACUAGUUCAGUUAUAAGUCAUAGUAAAAUCUGAAAUAUAUAAAAUUGAAAUUAUGUUUUCUGUAUUUGGAAGGUGAGAUCUGUGCUUUUGUUGUUGCAUUUAAUGAACUAAUAUGUAUGCUACAUAUUCAUCCUAUUUUUAUAUUCUAUGAUUAACCAAUAAUUAACCCAUUAGUAUAAAACUUUAUAUAUGUAAUGUAACUACAUGGCGAUUCUUAAUGUCCAUUGUUUUGAUACUUGAAAACUUUAAUUCUGUGUAAACAAGCGUUGGUUUACAAGCACAGUGAACUGUGUAUGGUCUUUACGCAAGGAGCACUUUUAAUUUGCCCGAUGUCUUUAAAGAUAAUGGGGUUAUAUCUAAAUGGUUCACUAAAUCUGUUUAACAAUAUGGUAUAUCCAGAAAAUCGAGUUCACCGUACAAAACUAUAUAAAGUGCUAUUUUCUUCACAACAUGUUUCAAAUUCUAAAUUUAUUAAGGUUUAAACAAUGUUACACAAGUAUCAAUUUACAAUGGAAAAACAAGUAGCUGUAUGAGAUUGAAAUGUUUUAUUCAUAACAUGGUGUCUGAUUUCGAAUGAUUGUCUGUUUUGGUAGUAUCAUUAAUAGAUGACUUGCAUAAGAUAAAUUGUUAAAUAAGCAAAUCGUAAUUAUUCACAUUGAAUACUUUAAAAAGUGUUGUUUUUUUAACAAAUCCAUUUAAAAACUGAUAAGAUAUGGCCUUGAGAAAUCAACCUUCAACUGAUAAUACAGAUCUGAUUUCAUAGGAAUUUUCUCAGUAAUUUGAUAAUAGAUGCUAUUCACAAAUUAUAACUACCAUGAAUCACAACUGACACGUCUUGUUGAUUGUGUGAACGUCUUCAUGAAUCUAUGAUAGGUGUAAUUUGCAAUUUAAAUUUGCACUCAAACGUCAUAGUGGACCAAAAAAAUAGAAAUUGAUUAGAAUAAACUGCUUCUUCAUUCCAACACGAUUAAGAUUGUUUAAUACUGUAUGAUGAAUUUGUAUCCAAUAAGGGACGAAAUCAAAAGAUCGAUGUAGAAUAAAAAAAAUCUAAAUCAAAUAGUUUUGGGGUGAGGGUCAACAUUGCUGCAAUUUUUUUUAAUCCAAAAUAAAUUUUACAUAUAUCCAUAUAGGUGAAUCAAUUGGUUUCAAAUUAACUUAAGAGGGGGAGGGGGGUCAGUGAAAAAACUAUGUGAAUUAAGUUUUUUUUUAUCCUACAUUGAACUUUUGAUGUCGUCCCUAAUGUUCAGCCGAUUUCCAUUUCAUUUCAUUGAGUGGAUGUUAUAUAAUGCAGAUAGAUCUAGAUCACAAUUCUUUAAAUGCAAGGUUAAUUUUCAAAUUUCAUAACCUCAAAUGCAUGACUGCUUUCGAUAAUACAAAUGUCAACAACCUAUAUAAAUUCAGAAAUCAUCAUACAAUGAUUUGAAUUUUAUCUUUACACAUUAUAUUAAAUUGAUAAUGACAUCAUGAACUUCUACUUUGUUAGAUUUUACCUUGCAUUUUUUUUUAUGUUUAUGUAUUAUAAUAAUUGUAUACUGAUAUUAAACACGUUCUAUUUUGUA